AUGGAGGAUUCCGAACGGCGAACAGCCAAGAGGUCCCGGUUUGACCAAACAGAACCUGAGCCAAAGAGGGCCUCGAGAUUCGACCGCCGCUCGCGCUCUCCACCAAGCCGUCGACCCGAAGGCAGAGAUCGCAGCCCCCUCGGUCACGAUAGUUCGUCGGACGCAAAAGGGUCACCAGUUGAUGCAGCAGCGGCAGCCGCUGCCGCCGCCGCUCGAAUCAAUGCCUCGCUCCAAGCUCGAAAGGGCAUUCAACAUGUCGAUGUACCGCCAAUCCAGUCCGCCGAUGCUAACGAUGGGCAGUCGGGACAAGCAAAGCCGCAUUCUGUUAGCAAGGAAAUGUACACCGCUGAUGGCGACUACAUUCAAGACAUCGAGGUCAAUGACCUGCGAAAUCGCUACUUAGUCACCAAGAGUUCUACACAGAAAAAGAUUGGUGAAGAAACCGGAGCUGAUAUUACUACUCGGGGCAAUUACUACCCUAAUAAGGCCAUGUCCACCGCUGCUAACCCACCGCUCUACCUUCACAUUACCAGCACUACCAAAUCAGGCCUCGAGGCCGCUGUUGCCAAGAUCAACGAACUCAUCAAGCAAGAACUGCCGCAACUGGUUGAUGAACGACGAUUCCGCCGACGAGACCAGGAGCAGCCGGAACCUGAGCGUGAACGGGAGCGUGAGCAUGGAGGACGACGGAAAUGGCCCGAAGAGAGGAUCCCCAUUGAUCUCGAGCCGAUUCCAGGGUUCAACUUGAGGGCGCAAAUCGUUGGCCACGGCGGGUCAUAUGUGAAGCACAUCCAGCAGGAAACGGGGUGCCGUGUACAGAUCAAAGGCCGUGGAUCUGGCUAUCUCGAGGGUGCUACCAAUCGAGAGAGUGACGAAGACAUGUACUUGCACGUUGCUGGCCCCGAUGCCGGCAUGGUUGAAAAAGCCAAGGAACUUUGCGAAGACCUGGUUGCCAAUGUCAAGGAGCAAUAUGACGAGUUCAAGUCCCGACCGCCCCGUUACAAUGACCGAGGUGGCCAACAUGGAGGGGACCGGUACCGAGGAGGAAACGACCGUCAUCACGACCGAGGCAACCAAUCGUAUGGGGGAUAUGGCCAGGACCGAUAUGGCCAGGACCAGAAUGCCUCGACCAACAGUCCAGCUCACGGUGCUAACAGCCCGGCAACAAAUGCAGCCGACUAUGCCGCUCAAUACGCUCAGUACUACGGCGGUGCCGAUCCAUAUGCUGCAUAUGGCGGCUACGCCAACUAUGUUGCCCUGUAUCAACAAUACUACGGAGCUCAAGCAACCCAAGCCCAAGCAGCCGGUGCUCCAGGUCAAGCCGUGGCCUCAACAUCGGCAUCACCACCUCCUCCGCCGCCGAGCGAAGCAGCUCCUCCUCCUCCACCGCCACCCAGUGCCGCCCCUCCUCCUCCGCCGCCAUCAGGAUCGCCACCAGGUGGCAGCUACAGCGCUGUCCCCCCUCCACCAGGACUAUGA
Messenger RNA from Metarhizium brunneum ARSEF 3297, 1479 nucleotides. RefSeq lists its product as uncharacterized. The record is from RefSeq and is a predicted model, not a curated record. Lineage: Eukaryota; Fungi; Ascomycota; Sordariomycetes; Hypocreales; Clavicipitaceae. Gene Ontology annotation, molecular function: RNA binding. Gene Ontology annotation, cellular component: nucleus.